AUGGAGGUGGUGGAGGAGGCGCUACACGUGCUGGUCGAGGACAUGGUGCAGCAGGAACUGGAGGCCAUUGGAGAGGAGUAUGUGCUCGGUGAGGUGGCCGAGUUGACAGCCGCCUCCCUGCUGGAGGAAGAGACAGAGCAGCUCUCCACGGCAACCUGCACGGAGGAGUACCUCCGCGCAGAAGAACAACGCCUGCAGGAGAAGCUUCUUGCCAAGCGGCAGGCACGGGAGGAUGAGCAACAAGCACAGGAGCAACUGGUAGCCGAGAUCCUCCGUGAGGGGCUGCAGAACGAGACGGAGGGCAUCUGCAGGGGCUGCCACCAGGAGGCUCUGGGCCAAUGGCAGAGCAGCCAGAGUGAGCUCAUCCUGGCCAGCCUGCUGGACGAAGUGCCCCUCGAGGAGAGCAGCCGUGUGGCCAGGGACAGCCUGGCCGAGGAGUGGGCCCAGCACGAGGACAAGCACAGGAGGGCCGAACUCUUCUACCGUCACUCCCUGAUGGCUGCCGCAUUUGCCAACACGCCGGUUGACGACUCCUUCCUCCGAAUAAUCUGGCUUCAGCGUCCAUACCGACACGCACAGGCCAUCCCCCAGGUUCAGGCGAAUCUACCGCUGGACCAGCUCGCCCACAUCGCGGGCCGAGUCGUCGAAGUCUUCUACCAUCGCCACCUCUCAUCGUCCAUGCUGUCGGUGCCCCACAGCCCACCCCCGAGCUCGUGUGCCGUAUCGACUAAAUAA
This is a messenger RNA of Rhipicephalus sanguineus (brown dog tick), 735 nucleotides long. RefSeq lists its product as uncharacterized. The record is from RefSeq and is a predicted model, not a curated record. The transcript is spliced from 5 exons. The coding region runs from base 1 to 735 and encodes 244 amino acids. Lineage: Eukaryota; Metazoa; Arthropoda; Arachnida; Ixodida; Ixodidae.